GGACUCUGCCAUCUAUGGCGUCCGCCGUGGCUGCCAGUUUAUUUAUCCUUCGCACGUGAAAUGUAAAUAAGCAGGCGAGUUCCUUGAGAGCUGUACGGUCGCUCACAGCGUGUGGCGGUGGCGCAAGCGAUGGCGACCGUCUGGCAGCAAGUGCUGGCCAUCGAUGCCCGCUACAACGCCUACAGGUCUCCGAACGACCCAAACUUUCGUACAUUGUACAUACGAAGGCGGAGCCAGCUGCUAAGGGAGUCUCAAAAGAAUGAGCAAUGCGCCGCAUUCCGCAAACAAUACCUACGCCUCCGAAGCCAGCUGCUCUCUCAGCGGUAUGGCGUGUCCGUCGAACAGUCGAGCAAUCGGAGUCGGAGCAUGGGUGGCCGGAGCAACAGUCGAGCAACACUUGAGACUUCAGACUCAUCGGAGAGCCGCCUGCAGGCAACUGGAGAACUCUCCCGCCGUGGCUCCUUCGGCAACCAGCGUUCUUUGACCAAUGAAGGGCUGGUGCCUACAUACGCUGCUGAAGCCAGUCGUGCCAUCGUGGGCGGUACGAGCAUCUCGGAGAAUUACGCCUUUGCGGGUGUGCACCACAUCUUCGACCAGCACCGAGAUGCCGUAACCUCGGUGAGGUUUGCCAACAACGAGAAGUACCUGCUGGGCUGCUCGUCGGCCGACGGCAACCUGUCCAUCUGUCGGCUGGACCCGCCCUGCGUGCUGUACAUGCUCGAGGGACACCACGGCAAAGUGACCGGUUUCGAGUGGUCCCUCUCCAACGACCUCUUGGUGUCAGGGUCCCUGGAUGGCACGGUGCGGCUCUGGGACGCGAAAACGGGGAGCUGCGUGCGCACUGUGCCCGAUCCGUCGGGGGCGGCCAUCCUGUCAUGCGUGUUCCAGCCAGCCAAUAACAACAUGGUGGUCACGGGAAAUGACAGGGGUCUUGUCCAGGUGCUCAACAUUUCCACGGGCAUCUACCUCAAGGGUGGCAGCAGCCAAACCACCGGCUGUGUCCUCUGCCUGACCUUUGAGCCAACAGGCAAGCUCCUCUGGGCCGGUGAUGACCGGGGCUACAUUGUGUCCUACCUGUUUGACCUGCCCACUGGGAAGCUGACCAAGGGAAAGCGGAUGGUGGUGGCCGAAAACUGCCCAAUCACUUGUCUGUCAGCACGUCAGUGGGCGAGCCGUGAAGCCAGGGACCCAUCAGUGCUGGCCAACUGCGGCCUCAUCAAUGCCCUUCUCCUCUACAGCGUGCAGGGCUCAGACGGUAGCCUGGCCCUCAAGCGCAAGUUCCACGUCAAACAUCGCUGCCGCACCCCGGUGCGAAGCUCUUUCUGUCCAAUCAUGUCAUUCCGCCAGGGUGCUUGCAUCGUGACAGGCAGCGAAGACCAGUGUGUCAACUUCUUCGACGUGGAGCGUGCGAAGCCACUGCUCAAUAAGCUCCAGGGCCACUCGGCAGCCGUCCUUGACGUCUGCUUCAACUACGACGAAUCUCUGCUUGCUUCGAGCGACGCACAGGGGAUGGUCAUCCUCUGGAAGAGGUCAUCGGCGUGACCUCUCCUUUUCUCAUCGACAAUGAGCUGCCUCAGUUGAAGAGGCUACAGCAACGAUUCUCUGUUAAGUGUCACGCGGCUUCGUGAAUAGCCGAGUUGAGUAGACUACCAGGGAUGUGCAAACAGAACUCUAUGGGCCGAGUACAACUGAAAGAAGCCUGCGCAAUAAUAACGCAGUGCAAGCGUAUAACUAUUGUGUGUGUACGCAAAUUGGGUCUUUUAAAUGGCAUGGAACGAGCGACUUCACCGAAAGUGUAAAGCUCCAACUUCACUUGUCUGUACAGGCUGCAUAAUUCUCCUGUAAAACCAGCUUUUUUUGCAUUAACCUGAAGCAAAAGUAGCCUGUGCUAACCGUGCCAGUAGCUGGAAUACUGUAUGUGCACGUUAAAGUGCGACUUGCUUCAGAGUGCUGCAGUGUUGUUGUCAUUAGCAGAUGAAGGCUUGUCUCUGUGCUUCCAGCACUUAAUGCUGCUAAAUGUUGCCACGAAUAAUGUUAAGCCUACUCUCUUGCCCUUCUUACUCGUGCCGUUCGCUUAUGCUUCACUUAAAACUGCAAGUACUGCGGUGGUGCGGACACUUCGUGUCCUUGCUUGUCUUUGACCACUCAGGGUAUACUAGGCGUUGUGACAACCUGAAACUUACGAGCUGACGGGAGCCAUAUUCUGAUUCCCGUCCUGAUAGACAUUACCCAUAGAGGUAGCCUUCAUGGGUGCUACAGUACUACUUUCAUAGAUGCAUCCACUCAGAGACAAUCCCUGUAGAAGGAAUUCCCCUUGAGGCGAUCACCACAGAGGCAGUCCCGGUGGCGACAAUCUGCAUCAAUCUUCAUUACCUUGAUCACACAGACACAAACUCCAUAGACAACCAUGCAGGGACAAUCCAGGCAGAGAAGUUCUCCCGUGCACAAUCUGUGUAGAGGCAGUUACUAUGCAGCCAGUCCCGUGGUAGCACUCAGUGCAGAGGCAGCCUUAAGGCGUGAUUCAGUUGGCUGGCACUGUAAAAGCAUGGCUGUAGGGUUUGCUGUUCUCUGCAGAAAAAGCAACGACACCCGUUCACUGUACAUCCUGAGAGCUUAGCCUUGCCACUUCCAUUGUCUGCACUAACUUUUCUUCUAGCAGUUCUGUUAGCAGUGGUGGUGUUUGCAUCAUGAUCGCACAGUCAAACCUCAACAUAACAAAUCCAGAUAUAACAAACUUUUGGUUAUAUGUAACUAGGCUUGUGCGAAUAGUAAAUUCUGGUUCAAAACGAAUACAAAGCAAAUAGUGAUUUUGGUCGAAUAAUAUUGAAUCGAAUUCGAAUAGUAUAUAUCACAUGCUUUAUUAUAAAGAAAAAUGAGCAUAUUUGUCAUGACCCAACCAGCCUGCACAAUGUUCUUUCUUUUUAAAUUGUAACAAGGCAUGUGCAAAUGUCAUACUUUUCGGUUCAAAGAAAGUGGAAGCAACUUUGAAUAGUAGUAGCUAGAUUUGACUUUCGGUAGAAUGGAAGUGAUAACCUGUAAAAUAUGUUAUGUUUUAAAAUUUACUAUACAUAGGGCAUAUGAGCCGGUAUAACAAGCUUUUAAACUUAAAAAAUGAUUAAUCAAUGUGAGGGUAAUAUGUUCGUUUAACCUUGAAGUCGGGCUUUGCGGCAGUGCGAAUUUUUCUUGGAAAGGUAUUUUCACGGUAUAGCACCCCUCCACUGCAGUGAAACCACCUUUAC
This is a messenger RNA of Rhipicephalus sanguineus (brown dog tick), 3239 nucleotides long. RefSeq names its product WD repeat-containing protein 13. The transcript has 14 exons. The record is from RefSeq and is a predicted model, not a curated record. Bases 130 to 1542 code for a protein of 470 amino acids. Lineage: Eukaryota; Metazoa; Arthropoda; Arachnida; Ixodida; Ixodidae. Gene Ontology annotation, molecular function: protein binding; promoter-specific chromatin binding. Gene Ontology annotation, cellular component: nucleus.